Syzygium oleosum is the source of this 2845-nucleotide messenger RNA. RefSeq names its product pentatricopeptide repeat-containing protein At4g39620, chloroplastic-like. Lineage: Eukaryota; Viridiplantae; Streptophyta; Magnoliopsida; Myrtales; Myrtaceae. The record is from RefSeq and is a predicted model, not a curated record. The transcript is spliced from 3 exons. The coding region runs from base 115 to 1596 and encodes 493 amino acids. Gene Ontology annotation, molecular function: mRNA binding; protein binding.
CUCUCUCUCCUAAGCUAGUCAGAGUUGAAGUCAAGUCGUGUCUCAUCACCCCUCUCUCCUUCACUUUGCCCAGGCCACUCUGCUUCCCUCGACCUUCCUUCACCCACCUGCGAAAUGCCCCUCGACUUGUCACCGCCGCUCUCUUCUAUCUCCCUCUGCCCAUCUUCAUCUUCUUCUUCAUCUUGCACCCGGAAUUCCUCGCGCAAUUGCAAGCUGACCCAUCCAUGGCUUCGCCCGAAUUUGGUCGACCGGAGGGGACCCGGAGGCCGCGUGCGCUGUCUGUCGACGAGGCCCAAGAGAUGGGCGAGCGCGGCGAGAGUGGACCCGGAGGCAGAGGAUCUGGUGAGGGUCCUGAUGAGGAAGUUCAGCGACAGGGAACCGCUGUUGAAGACGAUGGAUAAGUACGUGAGGGUUGUGAGGACCGAGCACUGCUUCCUUCUCUUUGAGGAGCUUGGCAAGACUGAUAAAUGGACCCAGUGCCUCGAGGUGUUCAGAUGGAUGCAGAAGCAGCGCUGGUAUGUAGCCGACAAUGGUGUAUAUUCAAAGCUAAUUUCGGUCAUGGGUAAGAAAGGGCAAACUCGCAUGGCCAUGUGGCUGUUCUCAGAGAUGCGAAACAGUGGGUGCCGGCCCGACACUUCAGUUUACAAUGCCCUCAUUACUGCUCACCUUCACUCUAGUGACAAAGCAAAGGCUUUGGCCAAAGCUCUUGGUUAUUUUGGCAAGAUGAAGGGAAUGGAACGCUGUAAGCCCAACGUCGUGACCUAUAACAUCCUUUUGAGAGCUUUUGCUCAAGCUCGAAAUGUGGAACAAGUCAAUGAUUUGUUCAAGGACCUCGACCAAAGUAUUGUUUCGCCCGACAUAUAUACUUUCAAUGGUGUGAUGGAUGCAUAUGGAAAAAACGGGAUGAUCCGAGAAAUGGAGUCUGUGCUUUCUCGUAUGAAAAGCAAUCAAUGUAAGCCUGACAUUAUCACAUUCAAUUUGCUGAUCGAUUCUUAUGGGAAGAGGCAGGACUUUGAGAAGAUGGAACAAGUCUUCAAGAGCUUACUGCGCUCUAAGGAGAAGCCAACAUUGCCUACAUUUAACUCAAUGAUCAUAAACUAUGGGAAGGCAAGACUCAAGGACAAAGCGGAACAGGUCUUUCAAAGGAUGCGUGCUAUGAAGUACACACCAAACCACAUCACAUAUGAGAGUCUAAUUAUGAUGUAUGGGUUCUGCGAUUGUGUUUCUAAAGCUCGGGAUAUAUUUGAUGAAUUGAUUGAAUCUAGGAAGGACACAAAAAUAUCAACCUUAAAUGCGAUGCUUGACGUUUAUUGCAUGAAUGGUCUACCUAUCGAAGCGGACCUGCUCUUUGAGACAGCAAGAAUUGCUGGGGUCAAUCCUGAUUCAUCAACAUAUAAACUUCUCUACAAGGCAUAUACUAAAUCUCGGAAAAAGGAGCUUGUGGACAAGCUGCUGGAGUGUAUGGACAGAGCUGGCAUAGUACCCAACAAAAGAUUCUUCCUUGAUGCACUGGGUGCUUUUGGGUCUCUACCUGCUUCUCCAAAAUCUGACAGUGCAAAGAGUUCAAGCAGUCCAGAAGCGACUAUUAAGGCUUGAGUAGAAUUAACUCGUGAAUUUGGUUAUAUGGGUUAGCUCUCUCCAUUUAAUGGAGCUUUCCAAGAAAGAUUCAUAAUACAAGAACAGAGCAACAAUUCUUCAACCGAUCCUCUGAGAUGUGACUUGCUCUUUUGGUACUGGUAUCAGUGCAUUAGUUGACAAAAAAAUUGACGAAAACAGUCUAUUGUCAAAAGAAAAAGUUGAUCUGGAGCAUGGCCAAAGGAUACCAAGGGCUUCCAGCAAAGCAAGCUAUUGGGGAAUAUCAAUUUUAUGGCCCUUUUUAGUGGCUCAAGUUAGGGGUUUCUCUUCAUGCUAAUAAGACAGUCUGAGUGUCUAUUGCUGAACAUGCAAUCCUCCUUUUCCUUGUUUUUCAGCUGGCGAGCUAAUCUCGUGUUGAAGCUCAACCAUUACCCUGUUCAAAAUACAUGCACAAUCCUGCUCCUAACUUAGAUUGGAUAUUAAAUUGUGUUUUUUGGCCUAUAUGGACUUUCUUUGGUACCUUUGCACAUAAUCUCUUCACAUAAUUAGCCUGUCCAUUGUCCUUGACUUGGACUGAUCAAUCUUAUCUCAAGCAUUUGCCUUAAUUUGUUGAGUUGAAGUUUUAGCUUAUUACUUGACUUCAAUUUGAGGUCGGUUGACAUCAGUAUAGGAACGUGACUUAGCACAACAGCUCUUUCUUUUCUUUUUCUUUUUUUUUUUUUGCUGCCCUUCUGUUGAGAAAAACCCGUUGUGCUGUUUCACAUAUUUUGGACAUCCUGAGUGACCCAAGAUUAGACUUAUCACUGGAAGUUCCCUUUCUGACCAUAGUCCUUAGAAUGACCUCCAUGUGGCUCUGUUCGUAUGAAUCAUGCCUCCAUCACUUUGUGUGACCUUCAUUUAAGCUCUUUCACUGCAGAAUGUUGCUCAGCCGCGAUUGGCAGUGUUGCUCGGACCUCUGUGGAUGUAGUAAACCUUUUUCCAAUGGGUUCAAUGGUACAAAAGCUAUUUCGGAUGUUAUCGGGUCUGACUGGACUUGGGAGGAUCUUGCAGCUGCUUUUCUUCAACUGUAUGUAUCAUUAGUUUGCAAAAUCCUUGAAAAAUUCCCUCGGAUUCAUACUUCCAAUUUUUAUUCAUAGGAUGAUCCAUCUAGUGCUUUAUGUUCUAAUGUUGCUCAUAAGCUGAUAUCUUGUCGAUUUCCUUUUCAUGUUCUUGUAUAUUCCUGAUGUACUCUUGAGAGAAGUGACUAGUCAAAUGGAAUGGGUUUGAAAUA